AUGAAUGAAACAGAAGAACAACGUCGGACACGACUCGAACAACAAAGAAAGCUAAGCAAAACCAAUAGACUUAAAAAGAAAUUUGAAAAACAAUUAUAUGAAAACAUUGCUAUUGAUCGAAAUAAUAUUAGGACGCAGUUUUCCAUUGGUCAACCUUGGCCUGAACCAAUUGCUUGUGAGUUGAAAGAAACCCGUUUACAACAGUUUUUAGAACAAAUGUCCAUGCCAAUACUGGCUGAGGUUACUUGCGCAGUUUGCAAUAUCCGUACUCCAGCAAAAGACUCGAAAACAAUACCAGUCCUACAAAUUCCAAAUAUUCAUUUACUUAAAGUUUCUGAAGAGCUCAAAGAUUUUAUUAAACAUUUGAACGAAGGCACUAAAAUCUCCACCAACAACAAUACAGAAACAACAGAACAUACUGAGAAUCCUUCAACGUUUAAUUCGUCAUCGUUUCAUUGUCAAAAACGACGUUAUUUUAUACAAAAGUGUUGUAUCAUAAAAGUUCAUUCCCCUUUUCAUUCAACUACCGCUGCCCAGACAGCAUUGAAAGGAAAUUGCAUUAAUUUUCUUCAAAAUGUACCAAAUAUUGUCGAUAGUUUACCACUCACACUUGACGAUUUAUGUGAUACAUUGAAAGUGAUAUUUAUUGGAGCUCGACCUCCCGAUCGUAUUCAUCUAAAAAAAGUCCUCACAGUGCGUAAGGAAAAAAUUAUUCAAGCAUUACGAUGGUUGAAAAAACACAAUAUACUUUAUCAAAAAGUUAAUAUAAAUCUUCAAAAUAUUAAUCAAUUACCAGAAGACGAUGUGCCAGAAUGCAUUAUGUCAACAUUAGAACAAAAGUUAGAUGAUGAAGAAAUUUCCUCUGAAAGAAUUGGAUAUGUUCCAGAUCCAUUACCCAAUCCAAUAGGAUCUACUGCUGCAGGUACUAUUCCUAUUAGUAACAGUGGUAUUCUCGACGUAAAUGGCACAUCAGUUUGUUCAGAAGAAAUUUCUACCUACGUUUUGAACAAGAUAAAACAUAACGCACACAAGGAUCAGAUAAAUACCGAAAAUGUUUAUUUAAUUCCUCAUUCCUCAGCACCUGUCAACGAAUAUUUCAAUCCGAAAUUAUUAGCAGGUCUGUAUCCAACUUUAUUCUGUUAUGGACUUGAAGCACCUGAAGAUCAAUCACGCCCAGUUAAAGUAAAUUUACGAGAGCACAUUCGAUAUCUAUUAUCUUAUAAUGAUCGCUGUUUCGAAACAAACCACAGUUUUAUAUUUGUGGUUUUUAAUCUGUCGCAACGCCGUGAUGCCUGUUUUCAUGCUCAAUUGAUAGCAACAAAACCUUACUUUCGAGCAUCUGCUGAUGAAAUUCAAUCGUUGAGUAGUAAAGAUAUUGAAAUAGCUCUCGAGAGCAGUUUGAAGCGAACGUACAGUAGUGCAGAAUCAAACAGUACAUUGAACAAGCUUCUCGAACAUAUUAAAACUAUUGGGGGUCGAGUAAUGGGUUCAGCAUAUUCACGAACGGCUUUGCGUACACGAAUCUAUGCACUUAUAUAUAACCAAGGCCUACGCAGCAUAUUUCUUACGAUCAAUCCUGCCGAUAUUCACAGUCCUGUAGCACUGUACUUUGCAGGUGUUGAACUUAAUUUAGACAAUAUUUAA
Rotaria sp. Silwood2 is the source of this 1644-nucleotide messenger RNA. The record is from the annotation of a GenBank genome assembly. NCBI's taxonomy places the organism in Eukaryota, Metazoa, Rotifera, Eurotatoria, Philodinida, Philodinidae.